Molecule: messenger RNA, 1449 nt
Organism: Nicotiana attenuata
Lineage: Eukaryota; Viridiplantae; Streptophyta; Magnoliopsida; Solanales; Solanaceae
Exons: 6
Coding region: 1-1449 (482 amino acids)
Cellular component (GO): cytoplasm
Source: RefSeq, a predicted model, not a curated record
AUGACUUUCCAAAAUUCAGUUUCAUGCCCUGAGACUUCUUCUUCUUCUUCUUCUUCUUCUCCUCUGUUCUUAGCUUCUGUUUUGGCUGCAGCAUCAGGUUCUGUUCAAGAUGAACCAAUUACUCUAUCUACUGGAGUAAUGGUGCCGCUACCAGCUCACGGGGCGGUCAGAAACAUUUCGGAGGAGGAGAAAGAGUUCUGGAAACAACCGGAUAAUCAAGGAUAUUUGCCUUGUUUGGAUUUCAGUUUCAAGUAUCGAAAAGCCUCUGCAAAGAUUUCCAAAGAGAGGAGGAAAUUUUUGGUUGUUGUUGCUUCUGGAGGAUUGAAUCAGCAAAGGAAUCAGAUUGUUGAUGCUGUCGUCAUUGCAAGAAUUCUUGGAGCUGCUCUCGUUGUUCCUGUUUUGCAAGUAAAUCACAUUUGGGGUGAUGAUAGUGAAUUUUCGGAUAUUUUCGACGUUGAACAUUUCAAGAAGACUUUGAUAGCUGAUGUUCGGAUUGUGACAUCAUUGCCAUCUACACAUUUUGUUUCUAAACAGACUAUUAACCGCGAACUUCCUUUUCAUGUAUCGCCACUCUGGCUUAGAGCCAGAUUUCUCAAACAACUAAACGAAGAAGGUCUGCUUAUAUUGAAAGGGUUAGAUUCUAAACUCUCAAAGAAUCUUCCACCUGAUUUGCAGAAGCUCAAAUGCAAGGUUGCAUUCCAUGCAUUAAGAUUUGCAACUCCAAUUAGGGAGCUAGGAUAUCAGAUAGCUAGGAGAAUGUGGAUUGAAGGUCCUUAUGUUGCCAUCCAUCUCAGAUUAGAGAAGGAUGUUUGGAUCAGAACCGGAUGUCUUACCGGUUUAGGCAAACAAUUUGACAGUAUUAUAAGUAGAGAAAAGGAAUCUCACCCUGAAUACCUUACUGGCAAGUUGAACAUGACUCAUGCACAACGGCGACUUGCUGGACUUUGUCCUUUAAAUGCAUCAGAAAUGGCAAGAUUUCUGAAGGGUUUAGGAGCACCAAACAAUGCUCGUAUAUAUGUUGCUGGAGGAGAACCCUUUGGAGGCGCGCAAGCUAUGCAGCCUCUACAAAAGGAGUUCCCAAAUUUAGUCACAAAACAUACAUUGGCGCGAAAUGGAGAGCUCAGUCCAUACUUGGAAAAAUCUUCAAUAUUGGCAGCUAUCGACUACAUUGUGUCUUUGAGCAGUGAUGUUUUCAUCAAUUCCCAUGGGGGUAACAUGGGGCGAGCUCUCGAGGGACAUAGGGCAUAUGUAGGACACAGAAAGUACAUAAAGCCAAACAAGAGAAUGAUGCUGCCUUUCUUUGAAGAUUCAUCUAUACCUGAGGAAGAAUUCAAAAGGAUAAUAAUGAAACUGCAUAGGAAAAGUCAGGGGCAACCUGAGCCGAGGACGAAGAAGAUUGACAGAGAUGUAAUAGCAUAUCCUGUCCCUGAGUGUAUGUGCAAACAAUAA